AUCGACACGCAUGUGGAUCAACAAUUAUUAUCGGUCAACGAGAAAACAUAACAUUUUCCAGGCUGUGGGCAACUUUUGGCUUACCAUCAAGACGGAAUAUUGGACAUUCAAAUAAAUGAGUAUCAGCUGGCUUGGAAGCGAUUGCCUCCAUUUGUCUUCUUGAUUCCACCUUGACUAACAUCCGAGUGUUCUUAUAUUUGUUGUAACAUUGGAACAUUAACAUACGGGAGUACCCAAACUCCAAGGCAUCUUUACACUUUCACUCCUUUCAAAAUGGACAACCAGGACAAGGACAGUGUGCUGGAGGAGAAUCAGUCGCAGGCGAUGGGGGGGGAAGCCAUCAGCGAGACGGACUCCACACUCAUCCGCAAAAUCGAGUCCGAGCACUUCUCGAAGUUCACCCUGGCCAACUUGGUGUCGCUGCCCUCGACCCUGUCCGCUCCGACGACCCGCUCGGUGGCGCAGGCCCAGCUGAACGCCACCUCGCCCAUGGGCAAGUACACGGAGCGCAUGGUGGAGGACAUCCUGAACGAGAUCUUCGUGGAGCGGCGCGGUGACUUCCCGGAGACCUCCUCCUCCUGCCACCUGGCCGAGAUGCCGUGGCCACGCGAGGAGCCGGAGCGGGAGCCGCACGUGGACAAGCGCCUGCGCUACUGGAAGGAGGUGCUGCACCAGCGCAAGGAGCUGCAGAGGCGCGUCCAGCGGGAGACGGGCAAGCUGGCCAGCGAGGUGCUCUUCAACCGCCGCUCCACGCUGGACAACCGCGACGGGCAGACGGUGAAGCGGCUGCUGGACUUCGCGGACCGCAUGGAGUGCGAGCGUCUGAUGACCGCUCCGGUGGCCAAGCUUCCCGACCUAUGCGAUCCGUGCUCCUGCCAACCCAUGCCCGGACUGGAGGCCACGGCCCCGCGGGCCGAGAGGCUGGGCUACAAGGACGUGGAGAUCGUGGGGCUGCCCGAGAUCAGCAAGCGGGAGCUGCUGGGCAGGGAGGCCCUGCAGCAGAAGCCCCCGCCGGGUUGGCUGCAGUCUCCAUUCCUGGACGAGCGGCUGGAGCAGCGCUUCGGGGCCAUACAGAACGUGGUCGAGUUCUUCCCCGACGUGGCUAACCUGCAGGUGAAGGGCACGGCCAUCGCCAAGCUGGAGCGACCCCCAACGACGAGCCUGGUGAGGGUGGACUCCCUGCACACGGUGACCAACAGUGACAGUCCGUCCGUCUGCUCCGAGGAGUGCGUCUGCGAGUCCUUGGGCGCCACGGAGGAACAUUCCACGGGAAUGGCGCCGGAAGUGCCGGAAGUGCCGGAAGUGCCGGAGGUGCCGAAAGUGCCGGAGGUGCCGGAGGUGGGACUGCGGGUGAACGGAGUGGACUACUUACCCGGGGAGGGAGUCAAGGAGUGCUUUGAGAUCGUGACCCGCUUCAGCUGCGAUCCCUUCCGGCGGCGCAUCAAGCACGUGCUGCAGCUGACCAACAUCGGCCAGCAGGUGCUCUCGUUCACCUGGCGGCAGAGCACGUACUUCUACAACCGCGGAUCGCUGCUGCUGGCCCGCGACAACGAGUUCUACUUCGACCUGGAGGGCUUCCGGCUGGCGCAGGGCGAGAGCCGCAGCCUGGUGGUGCUCUACCAGCCCCGCAAGGUGGCCAUGACCAUGGAGCUGUGGCUGCUCCAGGUGCAGCCCCGCAUCUUCUGCGGCCGCCAGGAGUCGCUGCUGCUGCGCUUCCACGGACGCUGCUCCCCGCCGGCGGACUACCUGGCCAAGCUUCUGGAGUGCCAGUGCGCCUGCAUCUGCAAGUCGGAUGCGCUGGCCAUGGACAAGCUGACCACCCACCUGGGAGACCUGGCGCCCAUGGUGGUGCCGCCGCCGGCCUGCUGUCCCUACGAGCGGCCGCUGGACGAGCGCGAGGCCUUCAACGCCCUGAACCCGGGCUACCACUGCACCCGCUUCGACGACCUGGAGGUGCUCCGCGCCCUGCACCAGCGCCUGAAGAAGCCCCGCGAGCCGCUCUGGGAUCUGCGUCUGUCCACGAUCAGGGAGCUCAUCCUGCGGGUGGAGGGCCUGGUGGAGCGGGAGCAGACCUUCGCCGAGUUCACCGACCUCCUCGCUCCGCUGCUGGGCGGAGCAUCGCCUCUGACCACCGCCUCCCAGCGGGACGAGCAGAAGCAACGGUCGCGGUUCAUCUACGUGCGAGGUGUGAUCUGCAACGGGAUCGCCGAGUGGGAGGACCUCAUGUGCAACGUGCAGGACUCCUUCUUCAAGCCGGAGCUGCAGCGGUUCUACCAAAACCUGCUAGGCGACUCUGAGCAGGAGGAAGAGUUGAGCGGGGAAGAGCUUCGACCGCCGCCGAGUCCGGUGACAACCAUCGACAUGCAGAAACUCAUGGAAAUCAUCGGCGAGGCGGAGCUGGACGAGGAGAAGAUCCGGGCGGCGGUGAUGCGCCGCUUGUACCGCUCCAAAUACUUCCGCGACUCGCUCUACAUCCAAACCUACUCGCACCUGUGCAACAUGUCCGAGGACAUCGUGUCCGUCAUUGAGAGCACAGAGGAAGUGCCCACCUAGUGAAAAAAAGAUGCAAGGGGAAACAUAAGUGACUACGUUGUUUUGAGAUAAAAUCAAGAGUUUGGUGACAGAAAGACUUUCCCCUUGGUCAACCUGUUGAAAGUGUGGCAGAGCUGCACUUACAUUUAAAAAUCAGAAGAGAUGCAGAGGAGAGACAGCGGAAAGCUUUACAAUAGAUUCUUUAAAAAUUUUUGGAGCUUAAAAUUGUUUUAUCUUAAUCAUAUCUUUUUUAAUUGCCCUUAUCUGGG
Drosophila elegans is the source of this 2801-nucleotide messenger RNA. RefSeq lists its product as uncharacterized. The record is from RefSeq and is a predicted model, not a curated record. The transcript has a single exon. Lineage: Eukaryota; Metazoa; Arthropoda; Insecta; Diptera; Drosophilidae. Bases 274 to 2553 code for a protein of 759 amino acids.